Molecule: messenger RNA, 684 nt
Organism: Naegleria fowleri
Lineage: Eukaryota; Heterolobosea; Eutetramitea; Acrasida; Naegleriidae
Exons: 1
Coding region: 1-684 (227 amino acids)
Source: RefSeq, a predicted model, not a curated record
AUGAGCAAUUUAAAAAAACAAUUGAAUGAGAGAGUGGAAGAAAUAUUCAAAUUAAGAUGCCCAAGUGCUGAAUUCGUUGGUCACAUCAUAGAUUUAGAUGAAGCUAUUUAUUAUAUUCUAAAGUUAUAUCGAUCUCUGGGAGGAAAACUUAAAAAGAAAAUAUUUUUCAAAAUUUCUGUGGAUGGAUGUGAAAUUAACAAAGUGAAACAAGUAGCCGUUGCAUUAGUUCCUCUUAAUUUAAGAGAUGUGUUUCCUUCUCAAGCUGUAUCUUCUGUCUUUUAUAUUGGAUUAUUUCAAAUGUCUGAAACAAAAGAGAGUAUUAAGGAAACCAUUGGAACAUUGACAGACGAAAUCAAAGCUGUGUCACAAAACACAUAUUUUGAAAAAUCUGAGGUUCAUUUGUUCUAUGUUUCAGACAUGCACAACGUUGGAUUUACAUUUGAAUUUGAUAUUUGUCCAUACUGCAUGGCAAAAACUGUUGAAGAAUUUAGAGCACGCAAUCGAACAACCCUUGGAGGUUCCUUGCCAUUCAGUCCUAAAGAUUUAAUUAUGUGUGCUCUUCAUGUUAAACAGCGAUUAGUUGAAAAUACAAUUGCUUAUAUGGCUUCAAGUGGGCAAUACAAUAAUACCAUAUUGCAGAAUUUGCAAAAAUUAAAAGGAUUAGAGCAUUUUAAUUGGAGUUGA